AUGUAUGUCAAGCAAGCUGUUUUGUUGGCGGCGGCCGCCUCUAUGGUCGCUGCAAACCCAGUGCCGGCACACACUCCUCCUGGAAGGAAGAGGGACUUCCCAUAUCCCAAUGGCAACAAGUUCGGUUUGAACGGCCUUGACUUCUACUUCGCCGGAUCGAACGCGUACUACCUUCCAUUCAGCAACGACUACGCCGAUAACCUCGCUGGCUUGAAGGCUGCCCGAAAAGUUGGCCUCAAGGUUAUGAGAACAUGGUGCUUCAACGACCGAAAUGCUACCUUCGAUCCCAACGGCCUACCAAAAUACUUCGAGGACUGGACCGGUACUUGGUUCACAGAAUGGAAGGAUGGCGGUGUCACCAUCAACUAUGGACCCACUGGUCUUCAGAAGCUUGAUGCUGUCGUCAAGGCCGCUGAGGAGGCCGAUGUUAAGUUGGUCAUGACCCUCACCAACAACUGGGCCGACUACGGUGGUAUGGAUGUCUACACCAUCAACCUUGGUCAUAAGUACCACGAUGAUUUCUACGUCAAGCCAGAUAUCAUCUCCAAGUUCAAGGACUACAUCAAGGUCGUCGUCCAAAGAUACAAGCACUCCAAGGCCAUCUUCUCGUGGCAGCUUGGUAACGAGCCCCGUUGCGGUGCUGACGGAAACCGCAAUCUUCCACGAUCCCCGGAUUGCAAUCCAGCCAAGCUCCACGCCUGGUUCGUCGAAAUCUCCGCCUUCAUCAAGUCUCUCGACCCCGACCACAUGGUUUCCGUUGGUAGCGAGGGUGCUUUCAACCACCCCGAAGAUCCAGACUGGGCUUACAACGGCGCUGACGGUACUGACUUCGACGCCGAACUUGAUAUCCCAACAGUUGAUUACGGUACCUUCCAUCUCUACCCAGAUUGGUGGAGCAAGACCCCACAAUGGGGAACCCAGUGGAUUAAGGACCACGCUGCUGCUGGCCGUGCCGCCAACAAGCCAGUUGUCUUUGAGGAGUAUGGUUGGUUGACCCCAGACAAGCGUCUCGAGUACCUCGGCCAGGUUUCAAACUACACACGUCUCGAAGUUAUUAGGGAGUGGCAGCAGACCGCCAUUGCUGAGAGAAUCGCUGGAGACCAAUACUGGCAAUUCGGAUGGUACGGAUGGAGCUAUGGACCCAACCACAACGACGGUUUCACAAUCUUCUUGAACGACACUGAGGCUGGCGAGAUUAUUAACAAGCACGCCAGACAUGUUAGCGCACUUAACCAUAAAUAG
This is a messenger RNA of Orbilia oligospora ATCC 24927, 1242 nucleotides long. RefSeq lists its product as uncharacterized. Lineage: Eukaryota; Fungi; Ascomycota; Orbiliomycetes; Orbiliales; Orbiliaceae. The coding region runs from base 1 to 1242 and encodes 413 amino acids. The transcript has 3 exons. The record is from RefSeq and is a predicted model, not a curated record. Gene Ontology annotation, molecular function: hydrolase activity, hydrolyzing O-glycosyl compounds.